UUUUUUUGUUUUUUUUUUAAGUUAACGUGCUCUGCUCCUAUCGGAAGUUGCUUACUGUUGCACAGUCCCUACGAGCAGCUAAGAUGGACGCCUGUGUCUCCGUGUCCUUCUUUCAAGACGAGCUCGCCUCUACCGUCCAGCAUGCGGUCAAAGCGGCUGUGGACACACUCUUGCGUGAAAUUACAAAAGUUGUCGGCAGCAAAUUCACUGAAUUGCGAGUGGAAAUGGCUGGAAAGGAGAAAGAGAAUGAAAUUCUGAGGCUGAGAUUGGAAAUAUCAGAGAGCGAGCUGAACGCUGUGCGAGAUAACGCUGCAGAUGCAGACAUUAAACCACCGCUGAUAUUUCAAGAGAGCCACGCUAUCCCUGAACCUGAAGCACAGGAGGGGCCAAAGAUGGAAGCAGUUUACACACAAGAGGAGUCCUUUGAGCAGGAGAGCCGUGGAAGUCUAAUGCAGGUUACAGAGCUGGUGUUUGAUAAAGAUGAAGACGUCCCUCAACAGGAAUGUGAUCCUGUUAAAGAGGAAUUCAUAGAGCAGCAAUGUGUCCCCAUCGCAGACACAGAAAAUAAUGUCUGUACCCUUGAGGAGAACAAGCUGGGAUCCAACCUGUGUGAUGAUCCUCCAUCUGAAUGUGAAGUGGGAUUGAAACGUCAUCGUGCAAAACAAGCUGCAUUGAGCCGCCGAGUAAUCCUGCAGAAACUGGAGAGCCACACUAUCCCUGAACCUGAAGCACAAGAGGGGCCAAAGAUAGAAGCAGUUUACACACAAGAGGAGUCCUUUGAGCAGGAGAGCCGUGGAAGUCUAAUGCAGGUUACAGAGCUGGUGUUUGAUAAAGAUGAAGACGUCCCUCAACAGGAAUGUGAUCCUGUUAAAGAGGAAUUCAUUGAGCAGCAAUGUGUCCCCAUCGCAGACACAGAAAAUAAUGUCUGUACCCUUGAGGAGAACAAGCUGGGAUCCAACCUGUGUGAUGAUCCUCCAUCUGAAUGUGAAGUGGGAUUGAAACGUCAUCGUGCAAAACAAGCUGCAUUGAGCCGCCGAGUAAUCCUGCAGAAACUGGAUGAAGGAGAAUAUGACUCCACUCCAUCACCCCACUGCAAAAACUCUUCUAGUGGCAAACCACAGUGCAAGAAACGCAGAGAGACGACACCCCAAGAAGAAAAUGUGAAGACGUUGAGAACUCUCUCCGUUAAACUUCCUUUACAAGACAGACACCGACAUGCUGUGGAGAGCACAGAGACGGGACAUUCUGUGUGUUUUAACAAUAGUGAAACCCAGGGCACCUUGAAGACCUUGCCUCAUUCUAUUACAGGUCAACUAGGCUCUCCUACAAAUCCCACACGAGGGACUGCAUUAACUUGUGCCGAUUGUGGGAAGAGUUUCAAACGUUUAUCACGGCUUAAAAUACACCAGCGCGUUCACACAGGAGAGAAACCUCAUCACUGUGCUGACUGUGGAAAGAGAUUCAGUCAUUUAGGAAAUCUUAAAACCCACCAGCGCAUUCACACUGGAGAGAAACCUUAUCACUGUGCUGAAUGUGGAAAGAGAUUCAGUGAUUUAGUAAAUUUUAAAAGACACCAGCGUGUUCACACAGGAGAGAAACCGUAUCACUGUGCUGACUGUGGAAAGAGAUUCAGUCAUUUAGUAAAUCUUAAAACCCACAAGCUCCUUCACACUGGAGAGAAACCUCAUCACUGCACGCAGUGUGGGAAGAGUUUCACGCAGCUAGGAGGUCUUCGAGAUCACCAGCACGUUCACACGGGAGAGAAACCUCAUCGCUGCACUGUUUGUGGGAAAUGUUUCGCACAGUUAAGAAGGCUUAAAACCCACCAGCGCAUUCACACAGGAGAGAAACCUUAUCACUGUACUGAGUGUGGGAAGAGUUCCACACAGCUAGGAAGCCUUUGAUAUCACCAGCGCGUUCACAGGGAUCAAUUUUCUUUCAAGGUUUUGUAAAAAUGUUAAUACCACACAAACUACUAAGAUGAGCACCAUCUCAAACUCAUGGUAAAGUGUGUGUCUGCUGGUUUUCAUUCCAUCUGAGUUAUCAGUUACUUACUUAAGCCCUUAAUGGAACUAAUGAUAUGCUUUAAUUAGGAAAGAGGAAGUUUGGGGCAAAAGGAGGCGGGACAAGCAUUUUUUCUAUUGUCAAGGAUUUUUUUUUCUUUGGUAUUGAAAUCGCUUGUUUCUUCUGUAUAAUUUGUAAUAUUAUGAAGGGAGGGACAUUUCUGUCCUAUACCCUUGUAAUAUUUGUACAUGCAUACAACAACGUUUUAUGUUGAAUUAAGUUUUUAUAUAACUAAUGGUAAAUGUUGUUUACUGUUAAUACAAUGUUACUGUAACUAUACUAUAAAAGUACUGUCUCCAGGAAAUUCAAUUGAUUCAUUUUCACUUUUAAAUGUCUUAUCACAUGAAAUAAACAAAACCGUUUUGCAAA
Acipenser ruthenus (sterlet) is the source of this 2433-nucleotide messenger RNA. Its product is annotated as zinc finger protein 252-like. The coding region runs from base 84 to 1904 and encodes 606 amino acids. Gene Ontology annotation, molecular function: DNA-binding transcription factor activity; RNA polymerase II cis-regulatory region sequence-specific DNA binding. The transcript has 4 exons. Lineage: Eukaryota; Metazoa; Chordata; Actinopteri; Acipenseriformes; Acipenseridae. Gene Ontology annotation, biological process: regulation of transcription by RNA polymerase II. The record is from RefSeq and is a predicted model, not a curated record.